Cuscuta europaea is the source of this 867-nucleotide messenger RNA. The record is from the annotation of a GenBank genome assembly. NCBI's taxonomy places the organism in Eukaryota, Viridiplantae, Streptophyta, Magnoliopsida, Solanales, Convolvulaceae.
AAAAUAAGGAGUACUUUUUGUACUGAAAACUGAAAAGAAAAGAAGAAAAUGUGAAAAACAACUCUUACAAAAAAGGAUCAAGAAGAAAGGUUCACGAGACCGAGAAGAAGAACUCAAGAACAUGACACUAGGACUGAUCAAUGCGAAUCCAGUGGUUCACGCCAAGAAGGAGCGAUCCCCCCGCGCCGCAGAUCUCCACGCGGAAUACGCCGUUGAUCCCCUGGAAAUUUAUGACUUUUUGAGGGAUAUUAGAGAUCCGGAGCAUCCGUAUUCUCUAGAGCAGCUCAGCGUCCUCUCUGAGGAGUCAAUUACGGUUAAUGAUAAACUCGGCCGCAUUUUUUCUAUGCAGGAUAACUUUCACACCAACUAUCCAGCAUUGCAGUAUGGCAACCGUAAUUGGUUUGUGCUUGAGAGUGAAACUGAAGAAUUAUUUUCCUCUGCAUUACAAGGUAGAUAUCCAAGUAGCUCCUGGAUCUCAUGCAGAUGAAGAAUCAGUAAAUAAGCAGCUAAAUGAUAAGGAAAGGAUUGCUGCUGCCUUGGAGAAUCCAAACCUUCGCCAACUUGUUGAUGAGUGCCUUUACUCAAAUGAAAUCUGACAUUUUUUCUUCACUUCACUGCCAUGAAUAUUUGUAGGUAUAGAUGGCCAUUUUAGGGCCUUGUAUACGCAUCAAUAAACCACAGAGUUUCACACUUCAUGCUUGUAAGUUGCAAAAUCAUAUCCAGCUUGUUGAACAAAAUUGGCAUAUUCCCCACAUGGAUAGGAUAAUCAGUGCUAUUAAAUUAGAUCCAGUCCACUGGUUUGACCCAUUUAGAAGGAAACCAGGCAUAUGGCUGGAUAGUAUAAUCGUUGCAACAGAUUGAAUGGCC